AUGGCGACCGCGGGCUGCUGUGGCGCAGGGGAGGCGGCGGUGCUGCUGCUGGUGGCCGCGCUGUGGGGCAGCACCGGGCCCUUCCUGCGCACGGGCGCGGCGGGGCUGGAGGAGCUGCGGCACCGGAGCCGCCUGAGGCAGCUGCUGGCAGAGAUCCGCUUCCUGGGCCUCAACUACAAGUACAUGGUGCCCUUCCUGCUCAACCAGUGCGGAUCACUGCUCUUCUACCUCACCUUGGCCUCUGCAGACCUGUCCCUGGCGGUACCGCUCUGUAACUCCCUGGCUUUGAUCUUCACUCUGGUGACUGGGAGGAUGCUGGGAGAGGAUAUCGGUGGUAAAAGGGCCGUGGCAGGAAUGGUGCUCACCCUCCUGGGUGUGAUGCUCUGCAUGGCUGGUUCGUGACCAAGGCGCAGCAAGCAAAGGAAGAGAACGCAUUUAAACAUGACCCCGUGGCAUGAGGGGAGCUCCUGGCUCAGCCGCUGACCGCUUGGCUCUCAUUCUGACACACCUGGAGCAUGGAUUAGACUCACCAAGCACCAGGGUGGAGCAAGGCAUAGCACAAGGACAGCUUAUUUAGUGUCUUAAGGAGCUUUUUUCCUGUGGGUGUUUUAAAGCAGGGAUGGGAAGAGGGGUAAUAACUUUCUAAUAAAUAAUUCAAAUGGA
Messenger RNA from Anas platyrhynchos (mallard), 663 nucleotides. It is a transcript of the gene TMEM234, whose product is annotated as transmembrane protein 234. The record is from RefSeq and is a predicted model, not a curated record. Lineage: Eukaryota; Metazoa; Chordata; Aves; Anseriformes; Anatidae.